Ichthyophthirius multifiliis is the source of this 595-nucleotide messenger RNA. RefSeq lists its product as hypothetical. The record is from RefSeq and is a predicted model, not a curated record. Gene Ontology annotation, cellular component: membrane. NCBI's taxonomy places the organism in Eukaryota, Ciliophora, Oligohymenophorea, Hymenostomatida. The transcript is spliced from 3 exons. Gene Ontology annotation, molecular function: carbohydrate binding.
UUAAGCUAUAAUGAAAAAAUAAAUCAAAUAUACUGAUGAUCCUUUAUUAUAUAAAACAGAAAGACACUCAGAUGAAUCUUUUGCUUAUUCUUUGCCUUUGAAUGAAUACGGUACAUAUACUGUUAUUUUGAAAUUUUGUGAAUUAUAUUUUACUGAGGUCGGAAAAAGAAUUUUUAAUAUAAGUUUCGGAGAUACAAUAGUCUAUGAAAAUUUAGAUAUAGUAAAAGAAGUUGGGUAUAUGGCUGCAUUGGAUAUUUAUUUAGAAUUAGAAUAUAGAGAUAAGAAUGUAUAUUUUAAUGGAAUUUUAUGUGAAAAUGCAAUAGAUAGAUUACAUUAAGGUUUAUUAGUUGAAUUUUAAAAAGGAUAAAAAGAUUUACCUAAAGUCGAUGCAAUAAUGUUAAUUAAUUUGCCUAAAAAUAAGACUAAUUUUGAUGAAUAUUAAAAUUUAAUUAAUACAUGGUAAGAAGAAAUUGUCUUAAGUAUUGAGGAAGUUUAAUAUUAGAAAAUGAAAGAAUUAAGAAAUAAAAUAAAAGAAGAUUUUGAUUCUAACGUUGAUUUUACAGAUAUAAAUUUCCGACUCAGAAAAAAUUAAUGA